Pterocles gutturalis (yellow-throated sandgrouse) is the source of this 573-nucleotide messenger RNA. RefSeq names its product vitelline membrane outer layer protein 1-like. Bases 1 to 573 code for a protein of 190 amino acids. The transcript is spliced from 3 exons. The record is from RefSeq and is a predicted model, not a curated record. Lineage: Eukaryota; Metazoa; Chordata; Aves; Pterocliformes; Pteroclidae.
AUGCAGCUGCUCCUCCCGGCUGCUGUCCUGUGCCUGCUGGGCUCCUGCUGCCUCCGGGGAGCGGGGGCUCGGGAAUGCGAGUCCAUCCUCACGGUGCCCAACGGAGGCCCCUGGGGCUCUUGGGGGCACCAACACUUUUGUCCCAGCGGCUACACUAAGGGAUUCCAAUUGAAGGUGCAGCCCUACCAGGGAUUUUGGCUGUUUGGUGAUGACACAGCUCUGAAUGGCAUCCGCCUGCUCUGCACGGACGGCACAAUCAUCGAGUCCACCGUGGGGAGGUGGGGAAACUGGACCAAGGUUCAGUUCUGCCCCAGCAACAAGCUGGUUUCCUUCUCCCUGCGUGUGGAAAAGAAGCAGCACCUGCUUGACGACACGGCGGCCAACAACGUGAGGUUUGCCUGCUCGGAUGGGACAGAGCUGGAGGGCUGGGGACUUUCAGGGGGUCACUUCGGCCCAUGGAGCGAAAGAUGCACCUUGGGGUCCAUCUGUGGGCUCCAGACAAAGGUGGAGGAACCCCAGGGAAUACGGGAUGACACAGCUCUCAAUGACGUGAGAGCCUUCUGCUGUGAAUGA